This is a messenger RNA of Annulohypoxylon truncatum, 1790 nucleotides long. RefSeq names its product sphingolipid delta4-desaturase. Gene Ontology annotation, cellular component: membrane. Gene Ontology annotation, biological process: ceramide biosynthetic process. Gene Ontology annotation, molecular function: sphingolipid delta-4 desaturase activity. Bases 300 to 1469 code for a protein of 389 amino acids. Lineage: Eukaryota; Fungi; Ascomycota; Sordariomycetes; Xylariales; Hypoxylaceae. The transcript has a single exon. The record is from RefSeq and is a predicted model, not a curated record.
GUUCAAUUAGUCCGUAUUAGGUUUAGCUCCCAGAGCUACUCACGCGUAUUGCUCGUACCACAUAACUCAACUACUGCAAACCACAUAACUCUACUGCAAACCAAGGCUCUUCACCGCAAAUAUGGAGACAUGCACUCCUAAUUCUAUCUCCUUUCAAUUUUUCAUUUCCAUGUCGUCGUGAGAGGCCUGCCAUAUUGGUUCUUUUUUUUCUUCUUUUCCCUCUUCCCUAUUUCUUUCUACCACUAUAGGGGAGGUAAUAGAAGAAAGGAUUUUAAUAAAAAAAAGAAAUUGGGGGGAAAAUGGCACGUUCGUCGGCUUCAACUACGACCAGCGCCUCUGAGGCGUCCAAGUCGCAGAAGACGAUCCGCCUCAACGGCAAAGGCGGGGAGCCUGGUCCGCAAAAUGGAACCUCAGACCUACAACGAGAUCCGAUCGAGGUCAAGUAUCGCGACUUCUUCUGGACCUACACCGAAGAGCCGCAUCGGACGAGACGCCUGGCCAUUAUCAAGGCGCACCCCGAAGUGACCAAACUCUGUGGCCCCGAGCCCCUCACCAAAUAUGUUGUGCUCGGCGUCGUUUCUCUGCAGAUUUUCUGCGCCUACCUUCUCCGCAACACCCCCUUCUUCUCGGCUCCUUUCUGGCUGCUCGCCUACGUCGUCGGCGCCACCGCCAACCAAAACCUAUUCUUAGCCAUCCACGAAAUCAGCCACAACCUGGCCUUCCGAUCCCCCACCGCGAACCGCCUCUUCGCCAUCGUCGCCAACCUACCUAUCGGCAUCCCCUACAGCGCCUCGUUCCGCCCGUACCACCUGACGCAUCACAAGUCGCUGGGCGUCGACGGCCUCGACACCGACCUGCCCACCGCGCUCGAGGCCAUCUUCCUCGACUCGAUCCUGGGCAAGGCCUUCUUCUGCACCUUCCAGAUCCUCUUCUACGCCGUGCGGCCCAUGUGCGUGUACAGCGUGCCCUUCACCUGGGUCUCCGCCACCAACGUCGCCGUGCAGCUCGCCUUCGACGCCGUCAUCCUCAGGACCCUGGGCACCCAGGCCCUGCUGUACUUCAUCCUGUCGUCCUUCUUGGCCGGCAGCCUGCACCCGCUCGCCGGCCACUUCAUCGCCGAGCACUACGUGUACGAGACCGUGACGCCCGCGCAGGCGAACCCGGACAACCGGAUGGCCGUGCCGGAGACGUACUCGUACUACGGGCCGCUCAACUUCCUGACGUAUAACGUCGGCCUGCACAACGAGCACCACGACUUCCCGGCCGUCCCCUGGACGCGUCUGCCGAAGCUGAACCAGAUCGCCAGGGAGUUCUACGCCGACCUCCCGUACCAUCGCAGCUGGACCUACGUCAUCUGGCGCUUCAUCUUCGACGAGAACGUGGGCAUCCGGUGCAGGGUGAAGCGUAAGGAGGGCGGAAGGCUCGUCGGCCAGAAGGCCGAUUGGAAGCAGGACGAAAUUGAAGCUUAAGGAAUGGCACGGACUGCAUAUAAGACUAUGUGUUGAGAGUGAAUAUGUAGUACAUUAUCUCAUAGGAAACUGUAUAUUUACUCCCUAUAGUGCCUUUAUUCAGAUAUGGUUUGGCGCUGGGCAAAUGGAGGCCAAGAUAGAAUCGACCUCCUAAAAAUACGUACAUAAUUGUCUCUAAAUGAGUUACCUCCGUCGCUUCUGCAUAUAUGAUUUGGUCCCCUCGUUACCAAGAGUAACGCCCCAAGGGCUGGGUAAAGAGAGAUUACUAUUAAGAGCUACCAAAAUCCGGAUGAUCAUGCGCAUAAGUCACUUAUAUAUCCA